GAGGAAAGCUGAUGUGUGAAAAUGAAGCUGGCUUUCUUCAGAGCAGAAAGAGUUCUCUUUUCCAGCCUUGGGGUAAGGGAGGAUGGAGGAAAGGAGAUCCUGCGGUCAGAGGUGGCCCUUCCAAAACCUCCUCAGGUGUUCCUGAGAAUCGUCCUCAUCGUUCAGCAUCGCCUCAGGGCUGCCAGCCCAGAAAACGCUUCAGCCAGAAGUGAGAACAGCAGAGCACAAUUCUCAUUGACAAUCCUUCCUCUUCCAAUUGGCUCGAUACAACCCUGCACGCAUAAAACCCUUAUUAUGCUUACUUUAUGGUUAAUCCUUUCUAAUGCCUUCCUAGGAAGGAUUAGAUAGAGUUGUUUAGAAAGCUAAUCAGUAAUUUCAGAUUGCCACGUGGGAGCAGCCGAGCACACACAGGAAGCGUUGCCUUUCUCAAUGCACACAAUGAUUCUGUGCUCAGCAGGUGCCACGUUUGGUCUUUGAGAAGAAAACAGUGGCUACACUUCACUGUACCACUCAGAAAUGAAGACAAGAAUAAGUGCCUAUAUCUCAUUUGUUACAAGUAGAAGAGCGUCGACUGACAGAAGUUCCUGGUUUGAAAAAAAUGAUUUAAAUGAGUGUGAAAAAACAUGGAGCCUGCUACUGAGGAACAUCAGUCAAGAUUUACAAUGCACAAGUUGGCAAACAGUACCCAAUUUUCCAGAGUUCUUCAGAAAGUGUAGGAUUUGUUCUGAAGACAUUGUGCGUAUGUCACAGAGCUCUGAGGAAGAGAGUCUACAAAACCAAGAAGUUUUCAAAAUUGGAAUGAAAGACUUCCACUGGACAUCAUUCCCAUCCUUUCACACAGAACAAAAUUUUAAACCAGAAGAUUUUAGCUCCCCUCAGCUAAUAGAAACACAAACGGAUCACUUACAUGAAGAAUGGGACCAAGCAGAUGAACUGAAAAGUUUAUCUUCUACAUCUGAGCAAAGAUGCUGUAAAACUAAUAGAGAUCCAAAAAACAUGGCAGAGGAAGACACGGGAGGUUUUUCCAAGGCAGAUGUAGAUCUCAAGCCAUUUAAAGACACUCAGCAUAAAACUUCUACAUGCUACCUGGCAUCGUCACAAAAAACUGUAAAAGCUCCAAGUGUUCAACAGCAUUGCAGAGGGACUGCGCAGAACAGCAAGGAGAACAGAACACAAGAGAAAAAAGAGCUUCAAGCACAAAUGCAUGAAAGCAGAAUUUCACUUGGUGAGACCAGAAGCAUGCCUGCAGAAAGCAAACCUCCACUGGUGAGCAUGGCUGGAAAUGAGAGCUGCAAGGAGAAUUCUGGACAUCAGAGUGAAGGAUCUUCAACUCUUGACAGCUGCCCAAUGUGUCUGAUUCGUUUCAGUCAAAUGCUGUCACAAAUGGAUAUUGAUGGCCAUCUUGCUAGAUGUUUAUCUGAAAGCACAGAUGAUAUCAUGUGGUAAAUCCAGAAUAAUGAAGAGCAAAGGGACAAAGUUGAGUAUGAACCUUUCUCAAAGGAAAAGGAAAGAUGUGUCAAGGAAACAUGUCCUAGUCUCAAACUUCCUGAAAUACUGUAGAUCAGGAACUGAGAAAUAAGGUCAAGUGCCACCUGCCUGUUGUUUGGGAUCAUUUUAAAUCUUCUCGUAUGUAACCAAAAUAGCUGAGACAAGCACGUACAACUGCCUUCACAGAAUGUGAAAAAGAGCACAACAAACCAGUAUCUGAAGUUUUGUCUCAGCAAACCUUUCUUCUGGACUUCAAGAGCCAGCAGUUCAGAUGCGAGCCAAGUCCAUUGAAUAAACAGACUACAGUAUUGAAGUACAGGCAUAAUUCUGUAGGUUUUUUAAUUUACAAUAAGGUCGCUUUAAAAAGUGCAAGUUGGACAUAUCUCAGUUUACUGAUAAAUAAUAACAAUUAACUUUUUCAUUAAAGUCUUUAAUAGAUGUGCAAGAAUAUAAAUGAUCUUAGCUGUUAUGGAUUAGUAUACCAUCUUCUGCACAAAUAAAACUGGUCAAAGAUCCCAACUAAUUAAUUAUACAAAACUACAAGAACAUAUUUACUGUUUUACAAUCAUUAUAUUAGCUAGAAUUUUCAUUUACUAUUUCAAAUAAGACAACUAUAUAUCAUAACCAGAUCCAUUUGCAAUAUAUUAGGAUUUUUUUUUAAACCACACAUUUAAUUACAUCCUUCAUUUUCUUUUAUUUAUAAAACAAGUACUUCAUAUAAAAAAUUUCCCCCUCAUUAUGAACAGAACAUUAUUCACACACUUGCACAUGAGCAACCAAACUUGUAUCCAGCAAACUAUUUGGCAACACAGCAACAUUGUAAAUGCCUGUACGUUUUUAAAUAAGUCAAGUAUUCUUUACAAUGUUUGUUCAGCAGAUACAUCUCUGUUCUGCCUUCCCUCCCUCCCAAAAAUGUUCUGGCCACCCAGGAACACGGUUAAAAACAAAAAACAACAAAUCACAUUUAUAAUCUUUCAAGUUCUAUGCCUCAGCACAUCAGAGGACAGCUUAAUCUGCCCCGUUUCCUUUCAUGAGCUGCCUGCAGUCACUAGUGUAGCUAUUGAUCAGCUGUUUAACCAGGGGAAUUGAAACAAAAAGUUUUCAGGGUAAACAAAGCAGUUGACAAGGCGAAGGAAAAAAUAAUUUUAAAGUGACAGAUUUAAAAGGUAAAAUAUUUCCUUUACUAGGUAAAGUAAUUAAAAUCCAGGCAUUUGAGGCAAGUAUUUCUUACUGGUUAAAUUAUUUAGUGCUGAUUAAAACACAUCUUGCUCAGUAUAAAAAGCUACAGUCCAACGGAGAGAAACCCACAACUUAGAUCUGAAUGGGAUUAAUAGAACUAAACCACACAUCUGCAUAAUUGUUGCUAAUGAAGGGAUACAAAAUGUUGACUGUUAAUCAAUGAUUAAUUGAAAGUUUUAAAUAAUGUUUUGGCAGUCUCAUCCUAGCACCUCAUGAUUUGGAUGUGAAUCCAAAAGAUGUCAUGUUCAGCACCUAAUGCAAUGCUGUACCCUGAGAAAACCAGAUGUUAAUACAAAUAAAGUGAGUGUUGCAUUUUGUCCUGCAAUUUACACCAAAUUAGGCGAGAUGACAUGGCACAGGGUUUCUCAAUAUUUCCAGUUUUGUAUUUACAACCCACACAAUACAGUUAACCAAAAACCCAGCAAAAAGAAAUAGUGCCUCACGUUGUUACUUGUAGAGGCAGGUGAGUCCUCACAAGCAUCUGACAUUUCAGAUAGCAAUGCACACGAAUUCCCAUACAUAGUGACAGAGCUUUCCAAGCUGGUAACUGACCUGGAUGGAACGCACACCUGUCCCCAACUUCCCUGUCCCAUACCCCACCCCCCAGUUUCUACAAGAAGGGGUUUGACAGUUACUGUUGUGUACCCAAGUUCUUGGGUAUGCUUUGUUCUUCUCAAUUAAAAAA
Molecule: messenger RNA, 3412 nt
Organism: Meleagris gallopavo (turkey)
Lineage: Eukaryota; Metazoa; Chordata; Aves; Galliformes; Phasianidae
Gene: FAAP20
Product: FA core complex associated protein 20
Cellular component (GO): Fanconi anaemia nuclear complex
Molecular function (GO): ubiquitin binding
Source: RefSeq, a predicted model, not a curated record